AUGUGCACCUGUGUGCGCCUGUUUCUGCUCGGCCUGCUUGCGGGGCUCGCGACCGCCGAGAGCGGCCCGACUCGCAUCGCGGGCGACGCACUCGGCUCGGACUCGAUCAAGCACGCCUGCAUCGACCACGACGGGCGCUCGACGUUGGCGGCGCGCUCGGCGCUGCGCGGCCUUGAGACGGCGGCUGAGGACACCUCCCAGCCAGCGUGCGGCGCCAUCCGCGACAUGCUGGGCAUCCCGGCCGACGUCCAGCGCACGAUCUUCAACCGCGGCAGCCUCGGCGGGCCGCGCAAGACCAGUUCCGCCUUUGACGGUUGCCGAGGAGGUGACCGUGUGGAGAAGUUGGUGAGCGUCGAACUCGCGGGCUACGGCGCGGCCGGAUCGAGCGCACAUCACGUGCCGAACGCCUCCGCGUCGCUCGGCAGCGACGCGUGCGCGGAGGCGGCCCACAAGGAGGCGUGCAUCAUGAACGAGUGCGCUACUAGCGAGUCUGGCGACGCAAACGUGCGCCGCAAGGCCAACAAGUUGAGCGAGUUCUCGCUCGAGGGCGAUUCGGCGCACGCGUGGGACGAGGGCGUCGCCCUCCACGCCGGCUUGCUCGAGCCACCCCCCGGUUCCGACCACAACUUUCUCUACCCGCUGGCGGAGGCGCUGCGCGCCUCUGGCAUCUGCCGCGGUGGCGGGACUUUGGGGCAGUCAUGCCCGACCACCGAGAUCGCGCAGGGCGAGAAGCUGUUCCGGACCGGCGCGAGCGACUCCGUGCGCGCCAUCGUCGACGACGACGCCACUCCUGGCCAGCCCUCCCUCCGCGAGUGGUGGUGGUGCUGCGCCCCUGCGGCGGUGCUGCUACUCCAAGCGUGCGGCGCCUGCUGGCUGCUGCUAGGGCAGCGGGCGCCGCGCUCCGGUGCGGCCUCGGGGCAGCGGGCCAGCAAGGCGGUCCGUCCUCGGCUGAGCAAGAGUCGCGUCUCGGUGCCCUUCCUGCUGCUCCUCUCCGCCGUCGCCUCGACGGCGUCCUCGCUCGUGAGCUGCUCGCCGCUUCUCAUGCCCGCAAUCGUGCUCAUCCUCCUCGCCAUCGCCUGCGGCGCCAUCGGCACGGUGAUGAACUCAAAGGCCCGAAGACGGCCCGACCGCCCGACCGACCCGAAGACGGCCCCAACCGGCGUCACCACAAACGCGCCAGCUCUCAAGCCGGUCACCGAAGACGCGCCGGCUCUCGAGCCGGGCGACGCCGACUGGACCGUCUCGGCCAAGGAGUCUCCGCCAGCGGAGAAGCUCGCCCCGGCGGGCAUCCCCGACAGGACCACCCCGUCGAACCCGCGCCGCAAGAAGGGGCACAAGGGCGCGUCCGCCCCGAUCGUCCGCACCAAGAGCAUCGCCCCGGUCGGCGGCAACAACCGGUUCGGGGCCCUGAUCGGAAUGGACGGCAACGAGGGCAUCCUCGGCGGCACCGGCAAGGUGCCCCGCGGCUCCACGCCGUCGACCACAGACUCGGGCGCGACGGCCAACGUCGAGACGACCACGAUUACCACGCCGGAGGGCUCCGUCUCUGCCUCCGGCUGGUUCUCUUGGCCCAAGUUCUGCCCGUCCUACUUGCUCCGCCUCUUUGGCAUCCUCGCGCUGCUCUGCCUCGGAACCGCGUUUGCGCUCUCCUCGUACUCUGCCACCUCCGCGCUUCUCUCCUCGCGGUGGCACGAGUCCCCGACUUCCUUUCCCGCAGUCACAACGCCGAUCGCGCCGGCAUCGCUUAACGGCUUCUGCGAGAUUGGCGGCGACGACACCAGCAGCUCGUUUGCAGCCAUCGCCUCUUCGGACAGCGUGCCCGCCGACCACCCGGGCGGGCACGACGAGGGGCGCUUGUUGGAAGCACUGAUGGACGUCGUCAACGAGGCGGUGGGCGAGCCGUUGCACCUGAUUGGCGAGCCGCCGGCGUCCAUCAUCAAGGACGUUUACGGGAAGCAGCCGGGCGAGGCCGACUUGGAGACCGUCCUAGCCUCGCGCAACAGCACGGAGCGCAAGGGCGAGCCCGAGAUUGACUUUGUCGGUCCCGUCUACAGCAACAGGACGGGGAUCAUCGCUCGGGGGCGCGACACCGUCCUGCCCGUGAACGACACGUCGCCCAAGUUGCGGCCCGCCGACGCUGGGAAGCCCGGGAUGGUGCGGAAGCUUGUUGAGGCUGGCCUCGCUGGGGCCUCCGUGCUGCUCGGGCGAGCCGGCAUGAAAAUGACCGCCUCACUCGUCUGGCGCGAGAAGGCGACCGACGCGCUCCUCGGCUGCACCUUUGACUUGGACAAUUGCGGCUGGAACGACACCGCGCCGGACGGGUACUAUUGGACUCGCACCAGCGGCAGCACUCCAUCGCCAUACACAGGCCCGAGCGGCGACCACACCACCGGCUCGGGCGCCUACCUCUUCACCGAGGCCUCGUCUGGACGCUCCAACAAGCUGCACCAGCUCGAGAGCCCGCGCUUCUCGCUCCAGCAGGACGCCACCCUUUCCUUCUUCUACCACAUGUACGACUCCUCCAGCUCGUACAUGGGCACCCUCUCCGUCGAGACCUAUAACAACGAGACGGGCUGGUCGACGCUCUGGAGCAAGAACGGCGACCAGGGCGACGCCUGGCUCGACGCGGCGGUCGUUCUGCCCGCGUCCACGAUCAAGCUGGGCUGCGAUUUCGAGGUCGACACCUGCAUCUGGAACGACAUCGCGCCGGACGGGUUCAGUUGGACACGCACCAACGGCGGCACUCCAUCGUCCAACACAGGCCCGAGUGGCGACCACACCACUGGCUCGGGCGCCUACCUCUUCACCGAGGCCUCGUCUGGACGCUCCAACAAGCUGCACCAGCUCGAGAGCCCGCUCUUCGUGCUCCAGCAGGACGCCACCCUUUCCUUCUUCUACCACAUGCUCGGCUCAUCCAUGGGCACGCUCUCCAUCGAGGCAAACGACAACGAGACGGGCUGGUCGACGCUCUGGAGCAAGAACGGCGACCAGGGCGACGCCUGGCUCGACGCGGCGGUCCUUCUGCCCGCGUCCACGAUCAAGGUGCGUUUCAACGACAUCCGGGACGCGAUCAACAAGGCCACGGCCGAGAAACGCAACGCGAUCGUCUACGUCCCGCCGGGCGCCCGCCUUGCCUUUAGCAGCAACGUCGCGUGCAGCGGCGACAUGCUCCUCUCGGUCCGGAGCAGCGGGGAGGGCGCGACGCUCGACGGCAAGAAGAGCUCCAACAUGUUCUACAUCUCGGGCGGCUGCAGCCUCUACCUGGAGGCGCUGCACUUUGUGGACGGGCGUGGUCAAUAUGGCGGGAAUGGCGGUGCGGUGCUCGCUUUUGGCGCUGGCGACAUUGCGACGAAGGACGUGUCGUUCACGGGCUGCGAGGCUAGCCAACGCGGAGGAGGUAUGUACGUGCUGAACAGCGGCGACGUCGCGCUGGAUGGCGCCAGCUUCAGCGAGUGCACGGCUGAUGGCGGAGGAGGUUUGUGGGUGUACAACAGCGGCGACGUCGCGCUGGAUGGCGCCAGCUUCAGCGAGUGCACGGCUGGCGAUUACGGAGGAGGUAUGAACGUGUACAGCAGCGGCGACGUCGCGCUGGAGGGCGCCAGCUUCAGCGAGUGCACGGCUAGCUUUGACGGAGGAGGUAUGUACGUGUACAACAGCGGCGACGUCGCGCUGGAGGGCGCCAGCUUCAGCGAGUGCACGGCUAAUUGGGGAGGAGGUAUGCUCGUGCAGAACUGUGGCGACGUCGCGCUCGAGGGCGCCAGCUUUGUCGGUUGCACGAGUGGCUAUCAAGCGGCUCUUUAUCUCCUCGGUAUCGAGCGCCUAGCUCUCACCAACUCGCAGUUUGUCGACAAUAUCGCGAGCCGAACCCCCGCUGCACUCUUCUUCACCUCCAGCGUCGCUACCUCCGGCUCGAUCCUCCGCAACACGACCUUCUUCGGCAACUCUGCGCCAGGCAACAUCACGAUCCUCGCCGCCUCGCCUCUAACGUGGGACUGCCCGCUCGGAUCUUGGAUGCCGAACGUCGGCCAGAUCAUCGGCGACUUGCCCGGCUGCAACAGGCUCUGCGCCGAGGGUCACUACGGGGACGCGCGGGCCACCCGCAUCGAGUCCGAGGUCGGCUUGCAGCCCAAGUUCAAGAUCGUCGUCGGCUUCUACCAGGUAAGCAGCAUCCUCGGCCUCGUCUACGGCGUCCGCUUGGACGAGCACUUUACGCGUUGGCUCGACGUGCUCAAGCUGUUCAGCCUGGACCUGUUCGGCGUUGCCAUCCCCGGCAGCUGCAUCGGAGCCAUGAGCACGCGGCUGCUCGUCGCAGGCCUCUGGCCGUACGCCGCUGUCGCCUUCGUGUCUCUCGCCAUCGUGGCCGUGGUGGCGGUCCUCAACAACAAGCAGGCAUUCGAUCACCAACUGCUCGGCCGCCUCCUUUACUGGGCGAUCCUCAUCUUCUACCUCGUGCUUCCCUCCGUCUCGCGCUCCAUCUUCAGCGCCAGGCUGUGCGAGUCCUUUGGCUACGACGACGCCACAGGCCAGCGCAUCAGCUACCUGCUCGCCGACCCGUCGCUCACGUGCGACGCCGGCCCGACGUGGGACGACGAGACGAGCGGACUCGCGCCGUACUUUUGGGCCUUCUUCGCCCUCUGGCCCGUCCUCGUGCCGCUCGGCUUCUUGGCGCUGCUGCUCCGCGCCCGCAAGCCAGUGGCUGCGCAGCGUGCAACGCCGCUCUCCCGUGCGACGAGCUUCCUCUGGCGGGACUACUCCGCCCGCUUCCUCUUCUGGGAGGUGCUCGACCUGGUCCGCAAGAUCUUCCUCACCUCGAUGGUGCUCUUCAUCGACCCGGAGUACGGCUCCAGGAAGCUGCUGCGCACUGUGGUCGCCGCCAUCGUCUCGGCCAUGUUUCUCACUCUGCUAGCGCUCGCCCGUCCCUACAAGCGCUCCGACGACCUCUGCCUGGCGUGCAUCGCCAACCUGCUCCUGACCUGCUGCUUCGCGUCGGGGGUGGUCAUCCAACUCUGCGACAGCACCGAAUACGAAGACAUGUGCUACAACCUCGUCGGCUACAAGAACUCGCUCGGCGCCACCACCUUUGCCGUCGUCCUCACCGCGGUCAUGCUCGCCGUCUCGCUAGCCGUCAUCCUCGUAUCGGCGGUCAGCGCUUCGAGGGCGAAGACCAUGCGGCUCGUCUCGUCGAAGCGCGAGCCGAUGCGCGACGGCAUCACCCUCGCCGACAGCCAGCAGUGGCACCUCUUCCUCAGCCACGUCUGGAGCACGGGGCAGGACGCUGUCGCCGUCAUCAAGAACGAGCUCCAGCAGUUCCUGCCCGGCUGCGAAAUCUUCCUCGACAUCGACGAUCUCAAGAACAUCGGAGAGCUGGAGGCGUACAUUCGUCGCUCGCAGGUGGUGCUCUGCUUCCUGUCGCGGGGCUACCUGCGCUCGACGAACUGCUUGCGCGAGGUCCGCGCCGCGCUGGAGAUGGGCAAGCCGCUCGUGCUCGUCCACGAGGCAGACCCGGACAAGGGCGGAGGCACGCUCGCCGAGCUGCGAUCCGAGUGCCCCGAGGAGCUGCAGGCCGCCAUCUUCGACGCCGGCUGGCCGAUGGUGGUGUGGCAUCGGAUCGAGGCCUUCCAGCACGUCUCGCUCAAGAUCAUCGCCGAGGCGCUGCUGCUGAAGACGCCAAAGUACGCGGGCGAGACGGCGCUGCCCCUGUACAUCUCGGGCGAGAUCCGAGCCGACAGCCUCACCUUCGCCAAGCCGGUGGUUCUCUGGGCCUCGACUGUGAACGACGGGGCGCGAGGGCUGGCCGAUGCGGUCGCGGCGGCCGUGCCUGACAACAUCUCCAUCACCGACGCACCGCCCUCGCUCCUUUCCUCGCUGCCUCGCGCGAGCGGUAGCAGCGGCGAAGAGGCGACGCAUAUGCUGCUCUACCUGAACGAGUCAACGUGGGCCGGCGAUGGCGCCGAGGCGCUCGCAGAGCAGGUGCGCGCCGCGCGCGAGGCCAGGCUGCCGAUCGUCAUGGCGCACGAGAACGACGCCGCGCUCGGCGGCUGCAUCUUUGGGCGCUUUUUUGAGGUGACGCCGCGCGACCUGCUCGCCGAUGGGCUGUACGACGACCUCGCCGUCGGCUGCCACGCGGACCCGCACCGCCAGGUCUCGAUCGCCCUCCUCGCACAGGCGCUCGGCGCGACCAAGCAGACGGCCCAGUCGCGCGUGCGCCGCGUCACCGCCCUCGCUCUAACGACCCGCGGCUCAACCUCUUCAAUGACGGAGCCGUCGAACGGCGACGACCUUGUUGAAGCGUCAACGACGCAGGACCGCCAGAUCGUCUGA
Messenger RNA from Emiliania huxleyi CCMP1516, 6321 nucleotides. RefSeq lists its product as hypothetical. Gene Ontology annotation, cellular component: membrane. The transcript has 18 exons. Bases 1 to 6321 code for a protein of 2106 amino acids. NCBI's taxonomy places the organism in Eukaryota, Haptophyta, Isochrysidales, Noelaerhabdaceae. Gene Ontology annotation, biological process: signal transduction. The record is from RefSeq and is a predicted model, not a curated record.